Clarias gariepinus (North African catfish) is the source of this 5634-nucleotide messenger RNA. It is a transcript of the gene pbx4, whose product is annotated as pre-B-cell leukemia transcription factor 4. Gene Ontology annotation, molecular function: DNA-binding transcription factor activity, RNA polymerase II-specific; RNA polymerase II cis-regulatory region sequence-specific DNA binding. Gene Ontology annotation, biological process: brain development; embryonic organ development; eye development. The transcript is spliced from 9 exons. NCBI's taxonomy places the organism in Eukaryota, Metazoa, Chordata, Actinopteri, Siluriformes, Clariidae. Gene Ontology annotation, cellular component: nucleus. Bases 970 to 2082 code for a protein of 370 amino acids. The record is from RefSeq and is a predicted model, not a curated record.
UGUAGCAGAGCGAAAAGGCUUUCUCGGGGCAACCAGCCGACUGGCCACUUCGCUCGGAUGGAGCUCGGCAUGUUUACCUGUUCGGUUUGCGUUACAUUUUCAACCUAAAAAAAUAUUUCUUUUUUGUUUUAAUGCUUCAUUCAUACACGCAGCGCACGCUUUAGCUAUCUCUGCUAUCUUCGUUUCGCGAUUUCUCUUGUGUUGCUAAGCUAGUUUGGCUAUCAUGCUAGUUCGCUAGUUAGCUUUGUUGCUAAAAAAAAAAAAAAAACAAGGAAGGGGUUUUAAAAAAGUCAGGUUUGUUUUGUUUUAUUUUUUUAAUUAUUUUGUGUAGUUAAUUCCACCUGAAACUGACCUGUGCGGUAAUUCUGGGUUGUUUCUUUAUAUUUUUACUAUCGUAAAUAUUUGCAAGCCCUCCAUAACCGCUGCGCGUUUGCAGAAAGUGAACGCUGCAUCAUUAUUAUUCGCUCGGAUUUUUUCCUCUCUCUCGCUCUACGUUUGUAUUAUUCUUUUUUUUUAAUCUGUAACUUUUAUUUUGUUCGUGUCUAUUCUUUAUUUUUUCUAAACAUCAGUAUAGACAAAUAUUGAAUAUUGUACUGCUUUCAAAGUUGAUGUAUUAACGCAAUUAAGCUUUUUUUUAAACGGACAAAAAACGAUGCUGUAUUCACUGGCGGUCGGAUUUCACAGAGUCAAUGCGUUUUUAGGAACUCUUUCUAUUUGGUUAGUUUAAAGCUUAUUUUAUUUUGUUAUAAACUCCUCAUUGUUUAGUGUACGCAGGUUAACACAGAACAAUCUGUAACACAAAGAGAACUACCUUUCUAACACUUCCAAGUGUUCAAAACAGUAUUAAAGGUGCGCUUGGUGUUUGUUUUUGCGCAUGGUCUCACACUCGGACACUUAAACUCCAAUAUAUUUUUGGUUUAUUACCUAAUUUGGGAGCUUGGUUGUUUUUUAAACUAAUCUGAAAGAAGCAUGGACGAUCAUCAGACCCGCAUGCUGUCGGGACUAACCGGGCUCGGGGGACUGGGUCAGGGCGACCCGAACGACCCGGAUCCGGUCCGGAAGCAGCAGGACAUCGGGGACAUCCUGCAGCAGAUCAUGGCCAUCACAGAUGAAAGCCUGGAUGAGGCCCAAGCCAGAUGCUGGCCAGAGGAGGGACGAGGCGACCCCACACAGGCAGGGGGAGCCGGGGGGAGCGCGGCAGGGGGGGAAUGCACCCUGCCGCUCGACUUCCAACACAGAAAACAUGCGUUGAACUGCCACAGAAUGAAGCCGGCUCUCUUCAGCGUGCUGUGCGAGAUCAAAGAGAAGACGGUGUUGAGCAUUCGUGGCGUGCAGGAGGAGGACCCACCUGACCCCCAGAUCAUGCGUCUGGAUAACAUGCUGCUCGCCGAGGGAGUUUCCGGUCCCGAGAAAGGCGGCGGAUCGGCGGCUGCAGCGGCUGCAGCGGCGGCUGGAGGAUCUCCAAACGACGGCAGCGUGGAGCACUCGGACUACAGAGCCAAACUUGCUCAGAUCCGUCAGAUCUACCACUCCGAGCUGGAGAAAUACGAACAGGCCUGCAGCGAGUUUACCAACCACGUGAUGAACCUGCUGAGAGAGCAGUCACGCACACGGCCCAUCUCACCCAAAGAGAUCGAGCGCAUGGUGGCCAUCAUUCACCGCAAGUUCAGCUCCAUCCAGAUGCAGCUCAAGCAGAGCACCUGUGAAGCCGUCAUGAUCCUCCGCUCACGCUUCCUCGACGCCAGACGCAAGAGACGCAACUUUAAUAAGCAGGCGACGGAGGUGCUGAACGAGUAUUUUUACUCGCACCUGUCCAACCCGUACCCCAGCGAGGAAGCUAAGGAGGAGCUGGCCAAAAAGUGUGGCAUCACUGUGUCUCAGGUCUCUAACUGGUUCGGGAACAAGAGAAUUCGGUACAAGAAGAACAUCGGCAAGUUUCAGGAGGAGGCAAACCUGUACGCAGUCAAAACAGCAGUGGACGCAGCCAACGUUUCUGCACAGGCCAGCCAGGCCAACUCCCCCGCCACGCCCAACUCAGGUGGAUACCCAGCGCCGUGCUACACACCUGACGGCCGGCUAUGAGGAGCGGUCAGGAAGUGCCCUUUACACCCCACACUGCCUAGACGCCAACAGCAGCUGGCAGGAAAACCCCAUCACUCCUUAACCCGUACAUCCCAGCAGCGUCUAAUCACAACCCUGCAACCGAGAGAGACACAGUAAUAUGACACAGUCUUACACACACUUACACACUUAAAGGACCUCAGCGCUUCCACCAGUCCAACUCGGCUUCCUCCUGAGACCGGCCUUUUGUUUUACAAGCUCUCGGACACACCACCACUACCGAGCCCCACCUACACACACUACACACACUGCACACUACACACACAGAGACACGUUUGCUGACACACUCCCUCACACUCGUUUGAGUUCGGACUUAAUUGGACAGUCACCCAGGAGUCUUUGCUCUGCCCUUCCUGAGGCUGAAACACAGGAAAAGGAAAAAGAAAGGUCACACGUCAGAGCGUUGUUCUCUGCGCCGGAGAGAUGUGUGCGUGUGUGUGUGAGAGGGACAGAGAGAGCCUCCCACACACACACACACACACACACACACUUACUAAGCCAGCUACAACCACAGUGAAGACCACACAGGAUCUCCUAACCGCCUGCUUUUUGAACCAAAGUGCUGUUUAGUGUCACAUGUCCAUCCAUCCGUCUGUUUGUCCAUUGGAGACCUGUCUCGGACAGCUGCAGCACGUAAAAUACCACGCAGGUUCUCCUCGACCCCCGUGUUCAAUCGAUUUCCAACGCUGCACACUCCCCAGCUGCCUACGCCAGUAAGGUCAUGGGUUCACAAGGACAGCGCUCACGUGCGUUUAUCCUCAGUUGCCGUCUUCCUGCUUUUCUAUUCUAAAAAUACAAAAUCUAUAUCUGUGUAUGUGAGAGAGGGGGGGAAAAAUAGCUAAGCACAACUGUUCGUGACUUUGGAGAAGUUUUUAAUCCCACAGGAGUGGAGGAGAGGGCAGGUCUGUACGGGAGCGGAGGGGGCAAGUCGUGUGAAUCAUACACCCACAGGCUAGAGUUCUCGCCGGCCCUUUUUUCUUUUUGUUUCUCUCUGUUUAAAUAGCUUAGAGGCUUUUAAUAGCUUUUUUUUCCCUUACAGUGUAUAAUGAGACUUCUGUAUAACUAGAGCUGUGCUUACAAUUCAGCCCACUGAACACUUCUGUUGCUGUUUUCUUUUAUUGUUUAAGAGAAGAAAAUAAGUCUUCCAUUCACGCAUGUGUUCUAGAAGAGUCCUUGUGUAGCUUGUUUGUUUUUUUUAUUUUAAUUUUUUAAUAUCUACAAGCAGUUGUAUGUGGAGUAAAGAGAACGUACUGGAACGACAGACCCACAAAAAUAAAACACAAUGAAAUAAAAAAGGUCUCUCGCACUUCACAGAGCACUCUGGCCCUCCAGGACGUUUGUACAUCUGAGUUGAACCUGAGCUUCAGAGGCUGCGUCGACCCGGCUUACGUGCUUCCAAACCAAAAAAAUGAAAGUGAGAUGAAAUCGCGAAACCUAAGUGGACACAGAAACCCACAGAGGGGAAGUGGGUUUGGAUUUUAAGCUCAUGUGUGGUGUUUUUUUUUUUUUUUUUUUUUUUUUUUUCUUCCCUUCUUUCCUUUUCUUUAUUUUUUUCGUCUCGUUGGACUUUUUUUUUUUUUUUUUAUCUGAUUGUAUCUUUCUCUACAUUUGACGGAAAGUUUGCAUACUGUGAUGCUAGCAUGCCUCAUCGUCCCAUAAAGGAAAAAAAAAACAGAUCCUUUAACCUGGCUGAGCAACAAGAACAAGGGCUCUUCUCGUUUUCGAAGUCGAACCAAAAAUGCGCGUCUUGGUUUUUAUGCUCAGUAGAUUGCAGCACGCACUGAGGACACAUUAAAGCGUCAUCACGUUUCUGACACAGGAAGAACGGAAAUAAAGUGUGGACUUUCGUCUCUUUCGCGCGCUUUCUCUCUCUCCAUCAUUCCUUGUUUUGUUUAGUUUCUUUCGCCCUCUUUAUAACACUGACCACCAGGGUGUCCUGAUGUACGAAUGGAAAUUGUUACGCAAUGAACUUGAAACCUGAAAUGUAAGAAGGAUUUUGUGUACACACACACACACACACACACACACACACGUAUACACAGACAUGACUCUGGAAAAAAAAAAAAAGACCUUUUUACCCACAUCUGUACAGAUUAAUGUUACUUAAAACAUUUCAGCUGGCUGGCUUUUCUUCUAACUAAUGCUAUUACUACACCAAAAUAUUUUUUUUAUUAAUAAUAAUGAUAACAAUACUUGUUUUAUUUUUGUUGUUGUUGUUUUUUGUCCAUUUUGGUUAGUUUUUUUUCUCCUUCCUCCUUUCCUCCUUUUUGUACUCGUCAUCACCGGAUGUCAUUGUACAGAUUGUGGAAUGUUUAAGUGUAUUUCGCUUUUUAUAAAAUGUACACGUUUGAUUUGACUUUCAAUUUUUUUUCGACUUUACUCCGCUAAUGACUGGGAGUGUUUGUACUUUGUAAUGUUGUCGAGUUUGAUUUGGGGUUUUAUUUUUUUUUAAAUCCUUUUGUGUUUGGUGCAGUGACGUUUUUUCCCCCUUUAAAGCCCCCGCCGGUUGCAUAUCGUGUUUUCCGUCUGGUGUCUGUUGGAAGCGUUACAGGGUUUCUUGCGUAUCGGGUCGUCUUCCAGAGGCUUCACAACACACGACAAAUAAAAGGCGAAAGGGUUACAGCUGCAGUCGCAGGCCUGGAUUUUUUUUUUUUGUGCAUUUACGAGUGUGCUUGCUUGCUCAACAGGAGAUUCAGCCUCCCAGCGACUCCUCCCAGCAGCUCUGGCCUCUUGUUUUGUCCUGUAAAAAGGCUUUUGUGCAGCUGCCAAGCGUCCAACGUUUCCAUUCCAGAAACUCACCCGUGGUUUACGACAGCUUUAAGCUCUCUUCGCAGCUCCAGCAUGAACGAACAUGUUCGCGGUCACACACGCAAACACAUACACCAAGAUAUCACCACAAAUUGUUGGAAUUACUUAAGAAAAGGCCUUGCAUCCUGUUUUUACCCGAAACAGGAGGAUGGACAUAAUCACAAUCAGCUGAUUAUUAUUUUUUUCAUACACGCAGUUUAAUCCUGACUCACACCAGCGUUUCAGAGACUGCAAGUCCUGACCCACAUUCUGUUCCCAACUCAAUCGACUCGUGUGUGUAUACGCACACAGACAAAUACUCUUCGAUCAUGUGACGAGGUUAAAUCUCACUGCACCAAAAACAUCAGAUUUGUGGUUUUGUUACAUUUUUAUUUUGUUUUUUACUUGUUUUUUGCGUCCCCUUUAGAUCUGUAGUAUAUCCUUCCUUCCUUGCUCCCUCCCUCCUGUCUUUUCUGCUCCUGUAUUCAUCACUCCUCCUUUUCUCUCCCUCUCCAUCUCUCUCUACCUCUCCCCUGUUCUCCAUUUCUCUUGUAUAUAAAACCCUGCCAUUUUCAGACUUGUUAGUCUGGUAUGAACUCCUUUUAUACCUCAACUUUAGAACUGUUCUAGUAAGAGAGAAAAAAAACACAAAACAAAGGAAAUAUGAAAAUUGUAGUGUUCCUUAUUAGAAAAUUGAAAACUAAUAAAAUAAUCUAGUGUGCUUUU